Messenger RNA from Wasmannia auropunctata (little fire ant), 496 nucleotides. Its product is annotated as fatty acid synthase-like. The annotation marks the transcript as partial. The transcript is spliced from 2 exons. NCBI's taxonomy places the organism in Eukaryota, Metazoa, Arthropoda, Insecta, Hymenoptera, Formicidae. The record is from RefSeq and is a predicted model, not a curated record.
UUGAGUGCGGUUUGUUGGGUUUUGUGAAUUGCUUGAGAAAAGAACCGGCCGGAGAACUUGUUAGGGGUGUGCUUAUUCAAGAUAAGGAGGCUCCUAAAUUUUCUCUACAAGAUUCUUUUUAUUUAGAGCAACUACAAAAAGAUAUGACCAUUAACGUAUUGCGAUCUAAUAAAAUCUGGGGGUCCUAUAAACAUUUAAGAUUACCACACCCGGAAACCAAGCUUGUAUCUACCGCUCAAGUCUGCCAAACGGUUCAUGGUGAUAUAAGCACAUUCUCUUGGAUAGAAAACAGUCUGUCUGUCGAGUCUUGCGGUGAAGAUUUAGUAUAUGUGGUUUAUUCAUCACUUAAUUUCAAAGAUGUAAUGCUUGCUACUAGCAGAUUCGUAUCAAAUCGAGCGAUUUCGCUUGGGCGGUUGUUUGAAUAUACACCAUUAGGAAUGGAAUACGUGGGAUUCGAUGCCAAGGGCCAACGUGUAAUGGGACUUCGUGAUACAGA